UCUGGAAGGCGUAUGUUGCUCUCUCGGUGCUCUGCUACAUCAACCUCCUGAACUACAUGAACUGGUUCAUCAUCUCAGGAGUGCUGCUGGACAUACAGAGGUUUUUUCACAUCAGUGACAGCCAGGCUGGUUUGCUUCAUACAGUCUUCAUUGUCUUCUUGCUGCUGUCUGCACCCGUGUUUGGCUACCUGGGCGACCGGCACAGUCGCAAGGCCGUCUUGAGCUUUGGGAUCCUGCUCUGGUCAGUCACAGGCAUCUCCAGCUCCUUCAUCAUCCACCAGUAUUCCUGGCUCUUCUUCCUGUCCCGGGGAGUCAUGGGCAUUGGCACUGCCAGCUACUCCACAAUCGCACCCACCCUCCUGAGCGACCUCUUCGUGCAGGAACAGCGGACCCGGGUGCUGGGCAUCUUCUACAUAUUUAUCCCUGUUGGAAGUGGUCUGGGCUACAUACUGGGGUCGGGUCUGACGGAGCAGACCGGGGACUGGCGCUGGGCCCUGCGAGUCAUGCCCUGCCUGGGGGCUGUGGCCGUGAUCCUGCUUAUCAUGCUGGUGCCAGACCCACCCCGGGGAGCUGCUGAGAAGCAGGAGGAGGUGGCCACGAGGGCCCCACACAGCAGCUGGUGUCGGGAUGUCAGAGACCUGUGGAGAAACUGGAGUUUUGUGUGGUCAACUCUUGGAGUGACGUGCAUGUCCUUUGUGACUGGCGCUCUGGGCUUCUGGACCCCCAAAUUUCUGCUUGAGGUCCGUGUGGUGCACAGGUUGCAGCUACCCUGCCUCCAGGAGCCGUGCAACAGUGAGGACAGCCUAAUAUUCGGGCUACUGACUAUUGGGACUGGCUUGGUUGGAGUCAUCCUGGGGGCAGAGGUUUCAAGAAGAUUCAAGAAAAUCAACCCAAGGGCUGAGCCGCUCAUCUGUGCCACCAACCUGCUUGCCACAGCUCCCUGUCUCUACCUGGCUCUGGUCCUGGCCCCAGCCAGCCUCUUGGCCACCUAUGUGUUCCUGGCCCUUGGGGAGCUGCUUCUGUCCUGCAACUGGGCAGUGGUUACUGACAUCCUGCUGUCCGUGGUUGUGCCCAGGUGCCGGGGAACAGCAGGGGCACUCCAGCUCACGGUGCUCCACAUCCUGGGAGACGCAGCCAGCCCCUCUCUCAUCGGAUAUAUGUCCAGUGUCCUGCGGGCCAGGCGCCCCGACUCCUACCUGCAGCGCUUCCUCAGCCUUCAGCAGAGCUUUCUGUGCUGCGCCUUUGUCAUCGCCCUGGGUGGCGGCUGUUUCCUGAUCACUGCGCUGCAUCUGGAGAGAGACCAGGCUCAAGCCCAGGCGCCUGGCACAGGGGUCUUGGCCAGCGAGGACAUGGAGCACCAAGGCUUGCUCGCUGGCACGGGUGCCUUCACAGAGAACUCCUGAGACCCCUGCCCUGCACGAGGAGGUCCACUCGCUGUGCCUGCUCCGCCUCUAGUUGU
Molecule: messenger RNA, 1459 nt
Organism: Condylura cristata (star-nosed mole)
Lineage: Eukaryota; Metazoa; Chordata; Mammalia; Eulipotyphla; Talpidae
Gene: SPNS3
Product: spinster homolog 3 (Drosophila)
Exons: 12
Coding region: 57-1403 (448 amino acids)
Biological process (GO): transmembrane transport
Cellular component (GO): membrane
Molecular function (GO): transmembrane transporter activity
Source: RefSeq, a predicted model, not a curated record